AUGUCUGAAUCUACCACUCCAAGAUCAUGCGCACACGGACGGAUCCGUCCAAGCCUAGCUCUACCAUCCAAAUGGGCGUCAUUGCGAUGCACUGACGUGGUGACAAUGAUUUCGCCGACGCUCUCGUUCCCCAUGUACGCAGCUACUUCGGAUCGCAUUGCCAGCACGAGGUGGAUAACGAUGCUGUGCGAGUACACGUCCACGCCAUUGACACGAACAGUACUCUGCGAGCGAUCGAGGCACAAGGCGCGGUAUGGUUCGGAAUGCGCCGACGUAUGUCUACUUUGGCGCAUCGGCCUUGUCGGGUUCUCACAUUCCAGCUGUGCUCAGCUGUGCUCAGCUGUGCUGACCUUGAGCCAUGUCGGCCACAUCCAGCAAACGGACGUGGCCAACUCGCCUUCCCAAGUCCUUACGUCCACAGCACUUGCUUGA
Molecule: messenger RNA, 432 nt
Organism: Mycosarcoma maydis (corn smut)
Lineage: Eukaryota; Fungi; Basidiomycota; Ustilaginomycetes; Ustilaginales
Exons: 1
Coding region: 1-432 (143 amino acids)
Source: RefSeq, a predicted model, not a curated record